Molecule: messenger RNA, 4698 nt
Organism: Penicillium coprophilum
Lineage: Eukaryota; Fungi; Ascomycota; Eurotiomycetes; Eurotiales; Aspergillaceae
Exons: 9
Coding region: 1-4698 (1565 amino acids)
Source: RefSeq, a predicted model, not a curated record
AUGGCUAUUGUCGCUGAGAAUCCCCCCGUGGUAGGAGACCUCUUCACACCCUCUUCACCCAAUGUUCAGGGCUAUCGCCAAAUGACAGGGCCAGUGCAGGCGGUUGCUCCUAUCUCCCGCCCUCCAAAAUCCUGGUUCGCACGCCCUUUACCUCUAGCAAAGGCGAAAACGCCAGAAGAGGAAUUCGAGGACUACAAGGCCGAUCCUCUUUUUCGAGAUGUAUUCGGGUAUCGCCCAGGACCAAAUGACAUUCAGGUUGUUGAAAUCUUCGAUAAGGUCGCACUAGUCGACUUCUUUCCCUCUUUCAAGAACGGAGCAUUCAAAGAUCUCUCUCUACAGAAUUGCGCCUUGACUUACUACCCCGAAUUGAAGGGAGAAAAGGAACCAGGUCUCUACUUUCAAACCGACUUAGUUCUGGGAGGAGUCCUCGAUGGCGCUUUGGAUUUCAUGAAGAUGUUCCUUGAUCAGUCGUACAUCGUCAUCCGGCUCAGCGCCUUCUUGGGCUUUGAGCUGAAGCCCACUGAGCCUUUGCAUUUCGACAAGAUUGUGAUGUCCGGCUGCCUCGCAGGUGUGAAGAUCUGCUACCCACCUAAAUUCGUUCUGCUGGAGAUCAUUUCCGCUGGCGUGCGGGUCACGUUUAUCAAUGAGGAUGAGAAGCCACAGAAGCGAAAGGCAGAAGAAGGCGACGCGAGUGAUCGACCGACGAAGCAGCGCACAAUGACAGGUGGUAAAGCAGUUCCGGCUCCUUCAAAGGCUGCCUCUCAGUCAUCUCAGGUACCACUGCCUGAGACAACCAGCCCAAAGUCGGAGAAGAGAAGAGGAAGAAAACAUAUAGAGCCCGAGCACGUUAAAAGGGGAAUGUAUGUGGAGCUCUUCGGUAGCCUGUUGCUCUUCGUUGGAGAGGGGUCCAUUGUUCCUCUUCAAUUGGAGUAUACUGCGAACUACACGGAAGAGAACAUCCACUUUGACAUGGUUUUAUCACGACACAAGACGUGGAAAGACUCUUUCGGCAUUGAGAAUCUUGAGUUGGCAGACAUCUUCAUUACGGCGGACGUGCCCACAAAGUCUGUCAACAAAGCGCAUAUGGACAAGGCCGCGCAAGCGGCUCUAGAUGAUGGAUGGGGGUGUCAUAUCGAAGCGACCUGGAGCUUUUCCAAGUUCCAUGUCACACUUGAAGGGGAGAUAUACGCCGCUACACAAACGCAGAAAUCCUCGUAUGUCGAGGCGAUACUGGAGGGGCUUACUUUCGAAGAUAUCAUAGCUGCGGCAAAUAAGCUGUGUGGGUACAAUGUCCAGCCCCCUAAACACGCGAUAGAGCUCGAAUCUCUUCGGCUCCGAGUAAGCAAAGGCGAAUUCGCAUUCUAUGGGCGUAUCAAAUAUGAUGGAUCUACCUUUGAUGCAAAGAUCCUGAUCAGUGGACAUGGUAUCUAUAUCUCGGGAACAGCCAUUGAGUGGAAAAUCCCUGGUUCAGAAUUUGUUCUCAAGAACGCCAGUUUGGAUUUGAGUUUUACCUGGCAAUCGAAGUUGAUCCCAGGGACAGAAGAACAGGCUGGUGAUACCUCCGAAACCGCUGCCGAGGGGGUUGAGACGCCAUCGGAAGGCACAGAUAGUGCAUCAAAGAAAAAGGUCAAGAAUAGUGGCGAUAGUACCAAAGCAGUCCCUGCUGGUGCUGGUAACAGCUCUGCUGAUGAGGCCAAGCGAAACGAAUCGCUAGCAGCUGUCCCAGCCAAAGAUGCAGCGACUAACACGACAGACACAGAAAUGCCUGCAACGGCAGGGGAGCCGCCCAAAACCGAAUUCUCAUGGGGCACGUUAUGCAAAGUAUCCGGCACGAUUGUCUUGCCAUACGGUCCCAAGGAAAACUCAGCCCCCGAUGCUGACUACAAGUUUAAGUUCGUUGUGACAGUCACCCUUGGAUGGCACAAUAAGCGAGGGUUCGAGAUCCUCGUGGCUGGCAAGGCACGCACGAGCGUCUCGCUGAGAGACAUUAUCGGGGAGGCAAUUGAACCCGGCAGUCUAUUAGAUGCUCAACUCUCGGAUCUGACCUUCCUGGGCACUAAUAUGGACAAUUGCUAUGUUCCCCGUGAGAUCUCGACGUUUCCCGCCAAGAAAGGCUUCUUCCUUUGUGCGACGCUCGACCGAGUUCCUUUGGUAGAAGACAAGAAAGGUGGCGGUAAACUCCUACACAAGAGCACAGUCACCGAUCGAGCAUACUUGAGAAUCGGAUACCAGAAAGGAGACAAAAUUCCUAAAGUCACCAUUUUCCUGCCGCCUUCUUUCAAGAUUCAUUUUGGUGAGCGCUUUUACACUGGUGCCAUAUACCUUGAAUUAGAUGCUUCGAAAAACCCGAUCUGUCAAUUCUAUGGGGAGCUUUACAUGCGCAUGGAGGAAGACGCGAAGCAUCCCGUUAAAUUCACGCUCGGCAUUGGCGCAGAUCAUGUCCGUGGCUCCUUGCAAUUUUUGGAAAACGUGAUCUUUAAUGACGGUGGGAAACACAGAUCAAUGGACGCCAAAGAUGGAUUGAAGGGUCCGCUGGGACUCAGCGACCGCAUCGUUAUUUACAACCUCAAAGGGUCCGUGGAGGCUGAAUGGGAGAUGCUCCUCUCAUCGGGGACUCUGAGUAGUUUCGGAAUUGGAGGCCAAUUCGCUAUUGACACGGAUCGAUACACAUGUGAGAUGCGUCUGGGUAUCAAUCCUGAACAGACCCUGGUCAACAUCAAGGCACGCGAGUUAGGGUUCCGUCAGAUAGCCAACUUCGUCUCCGCCCUCGCAGAGGAAGAUUUCCCUAUUCCGGAUAUCAACAUAAUCCAAGUACACGAUGUUGAUAUCUACGCUAGUCGCGGAUGCACCUGGAUUGACACUUUUUACCCCAAGGGAUUCAGAAUCAAAGGCAGAAUCAAGCUCUGGGAUUUUGAGGCGUCUAUGGAUGCCGAGGUGUCUGCGAUAGGUCUGCACAUGCUCACCAAGAUCAAAGGAUUCCAGAUCGGGCCUUUAAGAGUGAGCGGAGCUCAUGAGAACGAGCCUGACGCCGAGCUAGAACUGACUCUGAAUCCUAUCAUACAAUCCCUCCGCGUUACGGGCCGAAUCGACAUUUUCAACGUAUCAUGUGUCUGCUGGAUACAUUGCCAAUUCAUGCCUGAUCCGAUCUUCGAGAUGGACCUCGAGCUCGUGUGGUCAGCCGGAUUACGGAUCAAGGUUCAUGCUCAGAUGCACCACAUAGCUCUCGAAUCCGACAAAGCAGCUUUGUCAAGACGGCACAGCAUCCAGCGUCAUCCUUCAGCAGCGGAUUGGGAAUUAUACGCUUGUAUGGAGCAGUCCAUUAUUGCCCAGGUCAAACAGGGCAUUAUGAGCGCAAUUGAUAAUACCCACAAAGCAUUGGAGGCAGGCAUUGGCGCAGCACAGGACGCGGUGCGGCGUGAGCAGGAGGCAUAUGAUCGACGAUGUCGCGAAGCUGAGGCCGCUCUGCAGGCUAAGUAUCAAGAGCAACAGGACGAGAUUGAUAAGCUCAAUGAAGAGAUAGCUGCGGCAAAGGACAAUCUAGAAGAAGUCAAGCGGUCUAAUCAAGUCCGCAUCGAGGGGGAAAAUCAAAAACGCAGCUCCAUUCGAGCGCAAAGCGAGAAGGACCGCGCAGCAAGACUGGAACCUAUGAGCGCCGCUCGUCGUCGCGCCGAAGAAGAAAGAGAUCAGCUUGAGCGUGACAAGCCACAUCAAAUUCAGCAGGCCCAGCGAAGGCGCGACGAAUCGCGCGGGUCAUUCUUUGGACGGUUUGGAGAUGCUCAUGGAGCGCUCCAGGCCGCAAUCAGGGACGUGGAGAACGCGCAAAGAGAAGUGGACCGUCUGGAUUGGGAAGCAAACAGUUUAGAGCACCGAAUCAGUGAUUCGUGGUGGCGGGUUGAUCUUGAAGUUGAAUACGUUGCCAUUCGUAAUGCCCAGGCAUUCGCAACAGCUGGGCUCCUCGUCUACAAGGGUGUCCUGUGCGGAGCUCGGGAUAUUAUUGACUCGCAGCUCUUUCGCGAACUAAAAGAGGCCAUGGAAUCGGCAGAACAAUACCUGAGCACAAUCGGAGAUCAAAUCCAAUCUGCUUUGGAGACUGCUGGCCGAAUUGUAAGCAGGAGCUUGAGUGAACUGGAGCAAGCAAUCCGAGACGAGGACUUCUCUUUCAAUUCCAUCAUGCAGCGAGCUAACAACAUCGUCGCUAACGCCGAGGAGGAGUGCCAACGAUUCGCACGUGAAGCAGAAGCUCGGUCGAAGGUCCUGGACAAGCAGAAAGAGAAGAUGCUCUUAGAAUUUGGUCAGGUGGGCACUGUUGCACUGCGCGAAGCGGUCGAAUUCGCCCGCAAAAACAACAUUGCCCUGAUUGCAGCGCAGAAGGUGCUGGAGGGAAUCAGUGCAUUGGAGAAAGCAGCAUAUGAGGCAAUCCGGGGAUUCGUGGGGGCUGUCAUGGAUGCGAUGAUUGAUAUUCAAAAGGUGGAGUUCAAGGGUAUGAUAACCGCAAAGAAGUCAAACCAGCAGGCAUUCGAGCUCACAGUGAAGGGUCGCUUGGGAGAGUCCGACUUUGAGUUCACAGAGAAAUGGAUGCCCGGCAAGACGUCUGUCUUUCUGGCAAAGAUCGGUCUGCGUGCAGUUGCUAGCAUUACUGGGACGGACAUGGACAAGGAGAUACAGGCUUUGGAUGAGGAGUCGAUGAAGCUUGAUUAG